This is a messenger RNA of Aspergillus mulundensis, 1212 nucleotides long. RefSeq lists its product as uncharacterized. The record is from RefSeq and is a predicted model, not a curated record. NCBI's taxonomy places the organism in Eukaryota, Fungi, Ascomycota, Eurotiomycetes, Eurotiales, Aspergillaceae. The transcript has a single exon. The coding region runs from base 1 to 1212 and encodes 403 amino acids.
AUGGAGGCCGCUACCCAGACUGGCAGGGCGCCCCUUGUUUCAAGUAUAUAUUCCGGAUGGUACGACGCCCCCAAUGGAAAGCGCUACUUUGGCCGGGGUGUUGUGAGUGAAGUUGGGAUCACUCAUGACGGCAGCACCUAUGUCAAGGUCGAGCCACAACUUGUACGCGACACCUUGCCCAGCAAACGAUAUCGCUUCUCCGACCCCAUCAGCUUGGAGGACAUGCCAUUCAACCAGUACCCAUUGGACCCCACUGUCCUCGUGCGGGAGGCAAGAGAGUUCAAUAUACCCAGCCCACAGCGCUUUCUCCUACGAAAACCUGGCCUGGGCCCUGGCGACAUUGGCCCCGGUUGCUAUAUGUCUUCAAGAGGACUGGAUCAUGCCGGCAUGGGGAAGAUUGUUAGUGUUAGGCCUGGCACGGAGGUGGAAGGCGAUGCUCAUUACGGCUACUACGACAUAGAGCCAGCGCAGGUGCCCUCGGCCGGCGGAUUCUUCGCAUGGGAGGGAUUAACCAAUGUGAGCAUUGCGGACGAGGAUCUACCGCGGUCGCCAUACUCGGGGAGCGCGGAGACACAGCGCCGCCUGAAUCCAGAGCGUCCCAGGCGAGAAGUGCACACUAAUCUUGUGCGACACUGGUAUGGAAAGCUCCCGGCAAUUAAUUGGGGAGUAGAGGUGAGCAAAACGAGGCAGCCGCCACUGGGCACGGAGUGCACGGGCGCUUACAUUGCGCCUGACGGACAGUGGUUUGCUGGAGUGGGCAAGAUUGUUACUAUUGGGUUUAUUCGCCAGGUUGGCGGAAUAACAAGAUGGUAUGUAUAUGUUGAGCCAACAGGGAAGACUGGGGGAGAUUACGACUUCUUCCACCCUAUUACCCGCGAGUGGAUGGAUGAGCUCCCAAGCAACCCUAUCCCAGGUGUCCAGUGCAGUAUAGCCCAGCGCAUGCUGCUUAAAACUCUUCGCUGGCGUAACUUACCCCUUAUUCGUUGCCAACCUAAUAUUGGCGAAGAAUACCACGGCCGCUACUGUCCGCCCAAAGCACCCAAGCGAGACGUGUACGUUGGCGUUGGCAAGGUGGUCAAGACCGGGGUGGACAAUAAUAAAAUCUGGGUGGAGGUUGUCCCUAUUCCUAGCAAGCGUGACGAGCUGAACUACAUGUUCUGGGACCCCUGGAGCGGCAAGAAAAUGCCCUCGCAGUACUGGCCAACUGAGUGA